AUGUCGGGACGCUCACGAGCCGCGGCUCCUCCGGCCGGUGACGUCACGCCCCCCUCCUCCCCCCACCAGGUCAGCUCCGAGUCACGGCAGCCAUCCACCGCGGCCGCCAGCUCCAGUGCUCCCUGCUCCGUCAUGGCUGCCACCCGCCUCGUGCUGCUCGCCGCGCUGCUCGCUCUGCACCUCGCCGCCGUGCACCAGGCUCUCGCCGCACCCCAGGGACCGCUGCGCGUGCGCAGGCAACUAGCGGACGACAACACUCUGCAGCCCCUCGAUGAUGAUUCCGGAGACGAACAGGCUCGAGAGAAGCGCAAACUCGAGGGUAUCACGCAGGCCAAGUUCGGCAUCAAGAACGCUGUGCUCGGCUUCGUGUUCGGAAAAAUCAACUCUAUAAUCGAUUCAAAGACACGUCUGGUGGAGACCCUGGAUCGUCAAAACAUCGAGUUGAAUAAGCAGUACGGCAUCGAGGCUCCUAAGGGAGGCGGCCUGAGUUCCCUGAGCGGGAUCGUGGGCCAGGUGAUCGGGCCCAAGCUGCAGCUGCUGGGCCCCAAGAUCCAGGCGGUGUCGAGUCUGUUCGGCGCGUCCUCCGGGAACAGCGGUGGGUCAGGUGGCGGCUCCGGGCUGGGCUCCAUCCUCUCGCUCGUCACCUCCCUGUCGGGGUCGUCGUCGGGCGGCGCGGCGGCCGGCGGCACCGUGGAGACCGUCGACUCCGAUGAGGAUGACUCGUGA
Danaus chrysippus (African queen) is the source of this 726-nucleotide messenger RNA. The record is from the annotation of a GenBank genome assembly. Lineage: Eukaryota; Metazoa; Arthropoda; Insecta; Lepidoptera; Nymphalidae.